Messenger RNA from Malurus melanocephalus (red-backed fairy wren), 1819 nucleotides. It is a transcript of the gene SOX8, whose product is annotated as SRY-box transcription factor 8. Bases 175 to 1593 code for a protein of 472 amino acids. The record is from RefSeq and is a predicted model, not a curated record. Gene Ontology annotation, molecular function: DNA-binding transcription factor activity, RNA polymerase II-specific; RNA polymerase II cis-regulatory region sequence-specific DNA binding. Gene Ontology annotation, biological process: negative regulation of transcription by RNA polymerase II; peripheral nervous system development; neural crest cell development. The transcript is spliced from 3 exons. Lineage: Eukaryota; Metazoa; Chordata; Aves; Passeriformes; Maluridae. Gene Ontology annotation, cellular component: nucleus.
GGACCGGCUGCAGCGGGGCAGGGAGAGCGGAUUUUGGGCUGAAUUCUGAGCGUUUCGUGUCUCUUUCCCUCCAGAACUUAUUGAUUUCGCUCGUUUCACCCGCGGCUCGGGCGCCCGCGGAGGGUGCGCGGCCCCCGGCGGGCAGAGCGCGCGGCCGGCCCGGCUCCGCCGCCGAUGCUCAACAUGACCGAGGAGCACGACAAAGCGCUGGAGGCUCCGUGCAGCCCCGCGGGCACCACCAGCUCCAUGUCCCACGUGGACUCGGACUCGGACUCGCCGCUCUCCCCCGCCGGCUCCGAGGGGCUGGGCUGCGCCCCCGCACCCGCCCCGCGCCCGCCCGGCGCCGCCGCGCUGGGGGCCAAGGUGGACGCGGCCGAGGUGGACGAGCGCUUCCCCGCCUGCAUCCGCGACGCCGUCUCGCAGGUGCUCAAGGGCUACGACUGGAGCCUGGUGCCGAUGCCCGUCCGCGGCAACGGAUCGCUCAAGGCCAAGCCGCACGUCAAGCGGCCCAUGAACGCCUUCAUGGUGUGGGCGCAGGCCGCCCGCAGGAAGCUGGCGGACCAGUACCCGCAUCUGCACAACGCCGAGCUCAGCAAGACCCUGGGCAAGCUCUGGCGUUUAUUGAGCGAAAACGAGAAACGUCCCUUUGUGGAAGAAGCCGAGCGGCUCAGGGUGCAGCACAAAAAGGAUCACCCGGAUUACAAAUACCAGCCCCGGAGGAGGAAAAGCGUCAAAGCCGGGCAGAGCGACUCGGACUCGGGCGCCGAGCUCAGCCACCACGCCGGGACUCAGCUCUACAAGGCCGACACAGGGCUGGGGGGCAUGGCCGACUCCCACCACCACGGCGACCACACAGGCCAGCCCCACGGGCCCCCCACACCCCCCACCACCCCCAAAACCGACCUGCACCACGGCGGCAAGCAGGAGCUGAAGCACGAGGGCCGGCGCCUGGUGGAGAGCGGCCGCCAGAACAUCGACUUCAGCAACGUGGACAUCUCGGAGCUGAGCAGCGAGGUCAUCAACAACAUGGAAACAUUCGACGUGCACGAGUUCGACCAGUACCUGCCCCUGAACGGCCACGCGGCGCUGCCGGCCGAGCACGGCCCCGCCGCCGCCUCCUACAGCAGCUCCUACCCGCACUCGGGCGCGGGCGCGGCCGCCCAGGUGUGGACUCACAAGAGCCCGGCCGCGGCAUCGCCRGCAGCGGCCGAGCCGGGCCAGCAGCAGCAGCAGCGGCCGCACAUCAAGACGGAGCAGCUGAGCCCCAGCCACUACAGCGAGCAGGCUCACGGCUCCCCCGCGCCCUCCGACUCGUACGGCUCCUACGGCGCCCAGGCCUGCGCCACCUCUGCCGCGCCCGCCGCCGCCGCCGCCUCCUUCUCCAGCUCGCAGUGCGACUACACGGACCUGCAGAGCUCCAACUACUACAACCCCUACCCCGGCUACGCCUCCAGCAUCUACCAGUACCCCUAUUUCCACUCGUCCCGCCGGCCCUACGCCACCCCCAUCCUCAACGGGCUGUCCAUCCCGCCGGCGCACAGCCCCACCGCCAACUGGGAGCAGCCGGUCUACACCACCCUGACGAGGCCUUAAAGGAUUCUCCGAGCCUCUGGAGGCUUUCCCGGAAUUAUGCACUAAUGAAGGAAUGGAGGAGGAAGAGCGUGGAGUGCYGCCGUCGCUUCCAAAGUGCCUCCUGAGCCGCUGGGAACUCUUGCUCGUCCCCUUGCUUCGAAACGCUCUGAAAGGACAGAGCUCUGUUUUGCUUCGAUUCGUAGGAUUUCAGAAAUUCAAAAGAAAAAGAAAAAAAAAACAAACAAAA